AUGUGUAUAACACCUGCUGUAGCUGUAGACAACGAGCCCUUCGUUAGCGCUGCCUCCGAAUUGUAUUGCUUCAGAAAAUUGUCGAGCCCGAGUAUCGGAAAGGUGUUCGAAGCGGAUCAAAUUUCUCUCUUGGAGCUUUUGGUGGCCAUUUUCAGGAGAUCCUUUGUGGGGUGCAAAAGGGCCGCCGCAAUUGGGGCCGCCGACGGUCGGAGAAUGGAAAUCGGGUCGCCUUCUAAUGUGAGGCACGUGGCCCAUGUAACCUUCGACAGGUUCAAUGGCUUUCUCGGGCUGCCGGUUGAGUUCGAGCCCGAAGUUCCCAGGAGGCCUCCUAGUGCAAGUACAAGAGUGUUUGGAGUUUCGACCGAGUCAAUGCAGUUGUCUUUCGACUCCAGAGGUAACUGUGUGCCCACUAUACUACUGAUGAUGCAAAGACGUUUAUAUAUGCAAGGAGGCCUCGAGUCUGAAGGAAUCUUUAGGAUUAAUCCGGCAAACGGGCAGGAAGAGUAUGUAAGAGAACAGCUAAAUAACGGGUUGAUUCCGGAUGACAUUGACGUUCAUUGUCUAGCCGGUCUAAUCAAGGCGUGGUUUAGAGAAUUACCGAGAGGGGUAUUGGAUUGCGUGCCAGCCGAGCAGGUGAUGGAGGCCCAGUCGGAAGAUGAGUGCACUCAACUCGUGAGGCUACUGCCCCCAACGGAGGCAGCCCUUUUGGAUUGGGCCGUUAAUCUAAUGGCCGAUGUUGCCCAGCACGAGCACCUCAACAAGAUGAACCCACGAAACAUCGCCAUGGUUUUCGCCCCCAAUAUGACUCAGAUGUCGGAUCCUCUUACGGCACUGAUGUACGCAGUCCAAGUGAUGAAUUUUCUCAAGACUCUCGUCACAAAGACAUUAAGAGAGAGAGAAGAUUCACUAGGCGAAGCAGGUCCCACGGUACAGUUGGACCAAGAAAACGAAGAUCAUCACGAUCAAUGCACUUCAGGAUCAGGAUCAGGAUCAGUUCACACGGACCAAUCAAUUAGAACCAACAAUGAAUCUUGUGGUUUUCUAAGUUCGAUCGAGAAAAUUAUAGCCGAUGCAAAAGGAGCUACAGACGAUUAUUCGAUUGCUGACAAGGAAGGAUCGUGGCAAAAUACUCUUAGACCAGUUGUCGAGGGAGAUGAGGGCAUAACUGUAACUACCAAGUUAAAGCCACAGCCUUCUCGGGGAGAAGCAUGGAAAUGA
Molecule: messenger RNA, 1218 nt
Organism: Striga hermonthica
Lineage: Eukaryota; Viridiplantae; Streptophyta; Magnoliopsida; Lamiales; Orobanchaceae
Source: the annotation of a GenBank genome assembly